Ilyonectria robusta is the source of this 192-nucleotide messenger RNA. RefSeq lists its product as uncharacterized. The transcript has a single exon. The record is from RefSeq and is a predicted model, not a curated record. Bases 1 to 192 code for a protein of 63 amino acids. Lineage: Eukaryota; Fungi; Ascomycota; Sordariomycetes; Hypocreales; Nectriaceae.
AUGGCGGCGCAUCGCUCGGCGGCCCCGGGCGGUAGUCAUGCCGUUGUCUUGAUCGGCUGCAGUCCCUGUUCGCUCACUUUCCUUAACUCGUGGGGCCACGGCUGGGGUAACGGAGGCAAGUUUAGCGUUAAGGACGACAGAACACUAGAGUCAGAUGGCGCGCCUAGUAGAUGUAGCGAGAAUGAUAUAUAA